Molecule: messenger RNA, 2566 nt
Organism: Solea senegalensis (Senegalese sole)
Lineage: Eukaryota; Metazoa; Chordata; Actinopteri; Pleuronectiformes; Soleidae
Product: MAM domain-containing protein 2-like
Exons: 15
Coding region: 204-2279 (691 amino acids)
Biological process (GO): nervous system development
Cellular component (GO): membrane
Source: RefSeq, a predicted model, not a curated record
CCUGCAGCAGAGUCUUCAGCUCCAGUGUGCUGCCAGUCACUGAGCUGCAGAGACACUCAACACAACGACGAGACAGAAAAAUCUUCAAAAACAAAAACUUUUCUUGCAUCUUUUUGUGUUUGUAUUGAAACUGUGGAUGAAAGAAGGACUUUACUGUCAUUUCCUCCAGGACUCUGCAGAACUUGUGCUCCCCAGACGCUGAAAUGCUGCCUCUCUACCUCCUGGCUCUUGUUGUCUGCGUCCGGGCCGAUGAACGGAUGAAUCCUGGCUCCUGUCACUUUGACAGUGACACCUGCGAGUUCACGUCAGACCCGGACUUCAGCAGCUGGAUUCUGCACCAGGACGGUCACUUUGUUGCCGUGGACGCGGCGGUGAGUGAUGACCAGGACGCGGGGGACAAACCUCAGAGAGAGACCACAGGAGUUCUGCUCAGUCCACUCCUGGAGCAGAGCGAGUGGAGCUGCCUGAGGCUCGUGUACCAGAUCAGCGGCUCGGGGAGUCUGGAGGUCCUGCAGCGCUCGGAGGGAAAGAGUCUGGACCGACCGCUGUGGAGCAGCCGGACGCCGUCAGACAGCUGGCUCAUCUCGAGCAUGGACCUGCAGAACAGCACUGAGCCUUACAGGGUCGUCAUUGAAGGUAAACCUGGACAGAGCGCUGGAAGCAGCGUGGCCAUCUUUGAGAUCCACAUCAGUCCCGGAUACUGCCUGGAGUGCGACUUUGAACAGUCUCAUCUGUGUGGAUACAACAACCAGUGGAACGCCAACGUCAACUGGUACGUUGGAGGUGGAGGCAGCCAGAUGCUUCACAACAACCUGCUCAAUGACCACACCUACAACAACAAGACAGGUCACUUCAUGUACGUGGACUCCGUCUACACCAAGACCUUCCAGGAAAUGGCCAAACUGGCCUCCCCCAUGACGACAGAGCCCAUGUCCGGCUGCCUGAGCUUCCAGUACCAGAGGAGCGAGGACAGAGGGAACCUGUUCUCCGUGUACGUCCGUGACCGCCUGGGUCAGUACCAGGAGCUGUGGAGGGCGGGGUCAGAAAACCAGAGCGAGUGGAGUGAGACGCUUGGACAGUGGAUACCUGUGCAGGUGGACCUGAGGGCACCAUACUCUGUUCAGGUGGUGUUUGAGGUGGCGUUUAACAGUCCAAGAGGUGGACGAGUUGCACUGGACGACAUUUCUUUUUCUCCAGAGUUUUGCAGCGCAGACACGGAGCCGACCUUUGACCCGUCCAUUGCCAACUGUGACUUUGAGUCGGGUUUCUGCCGCUACACCCAGGACCAGGGGGCGGAGUGGAGGAGGGUCUCUGUGAAGCCCAACAUAUUUAGGAACGGAGACCACACCACGGGAGCAGGAUCGUUUCUGCUGGCUCACUCUCGCCUGAGCCCCCGCACCGGCUACGUUAGCCGCCUAAUUGGUCCAACUCUGCCAGGAAACUUGAAGUUCUGCCUGAGGUUUUACUUCUCUCUGAGGGGUUUCAACCAGACGGACCAGGCUCUGGUGGUGUAUCUGCAGCAGCAGCAGCAGCAGCAGAGCGGCAGCCAGGAGAAGAUCUGGACCCAGGGAGAGAAAUCCAGAGGAAUCUGGAUCUCCACGGAUGUCACCUUCCAAACAUCGCAGCCCGCCAAGGUGGUUUUCGUCAGCACCUGUGGGAACUUCUGGGACUGCGGCUCCGUGGCUCUGGACGACAUCAGCGUCAGCCUCGGGGACUGUGAGCAGACAGAGACGGGUGCGCUCGCGUCCUCUCUGCCGGGACACUGUGACUUUGAAGCGGGACUGUGCGGAUACACUCAGGACAGACACACGGAUGCCGCGGACUGGCAGUGGAGACGAGGACCCACCCCGACCUCGUACACCGGGCCCAGAGGAGACCACAGCACCGGACUGGGAUACUACCUGCACCUGGAGGCAUCUCCCAUGCUGCCCGGGCAGAGUGUGCGGCUGCUGUCCCGCCCUCUGCGAGGCUCCAGGGGGCGCCAGUGUCUCACCUUCUUCUACCACAUGUACGGCUCGGGCACGGGCCGCCUCAGCAUCCACCUCGACAAGAGCGGAGAGGACGCGUCGCUGUGGGAACGCAGCGGCGAGCAGUGCGUCGCCUGGCUGAGAGCCAGAGUGGAAUAUCAGUGUGACAGCCAGCACCAGCUCGUGUUUGAAGCGACCAGAGGUUCAUCAGUGAGAAGCGACAUCGCCAUAGAUGACAUUGUCUUGGAAUGCGGACCCUGCCCAGAAACAGAGAUCCAGGUCACGGCGGGAACCACCAACGAGAUCGAGUAGAAGCGGAAAGCGACGGCUCUGCGAUGCGCGAACUGUUGUUUUUGUGCGUUGCAGACAACAUGAAGUGUCCACUCCUCACCCCUACAGGUCAACCGAAGAGCUUGUAGGAAUAAAUGUAAUAGUUUCUUGUUCAUGUAGUUCUCUUCUCAUGGAGGAAAAAACAACCAUAUCAGUGGUGUCAGCACUUCUCUCUGCACUGUAGCAGCAGAGAGUGUGUGUUACACUGUCUUCACAUUUAUAUGCAUUAGAUUAAUGCUCAUGGCUCAAAUAAAGUGAGACGGCUUUUC